AUGUUCCCCGGGGGAGUGGAGAACGUGUAUUUCACGCCGAUCCCCAACAACCCUGUCCCACAGCACGUUGACAAGGUGCUGGGCGACCCCUCCACGAUACAAGAGUGCGCGCGCUCCUGCUUCCUGUACACGGGGUUUGUCUGCAAUAGUUUCUACUUCUGCGCCUCGAGCGGCCAGUGUCUGCAUCAGCGGACCCACGGGCCUGGGAACGGCUCGGUGAAUCUUGGGCAGGGAUGCAGCUCAUUUUCCAGAACUAUCAAUUUGACAACAGUGGAGCCGCCAAAUGUCAAGGCCAUGUUGGAUCUGCGAAACGCUGUGUACAGCGGGGACCUCGUGCUUGAUAUACCCGUACCCAACUCGGAAAAGACUACAACCUUUACUGCAACCUCCGUUGAUAAUGUUUCAAAAAGUAGAAGAAAGCUCAUAAAAGAAGACAGCCCGUUGGCAAGUUUCGACGUGUACCGGAACUCGACGUGCUUCGGUAGCGGCCAGGCCGACACGGUGGACGAAGGGCUGUCUCUGGUCGAGUGCGCACAGUCUUGUCUGACCAACCUGCCCUUCUGUUGCACGGGGUUUAGCUACCUGCUGGCGUCCAGCACGUGCUCCAAGACCAAGACGGACCUCACCUUGGCAGCCGCCAGCACUUUCAGAAUGAUACAGCGUGCAUCAUUUAUUCUAGACACUACACAGACGAGUAUGACGUCAGUUCAGGAGCGAUGACAGCAGCCGAGUCUGAUAACGUCGUUCCAUCAACGUCACCGGAGCUCUGUGCGCGACAAUGCUCUCUGAAUUUAACCAUUCCGUGCAGAAUGUUCCAGUACUGUCCGAACACGCAGCAAUGCAGGAUGUUUCAAAACCGGGCUCUAACGGGGUAUGCUUUAAGCAACAACACGCAGGCAACAUGUGCGAAGUACACGCGUAAGUCUUUACUUCUGCCACUACGACAUGAACUGUUACCUGACUGUUGAUCUGCCGGGACCUGACAACAGUGCGGUGAUUGCCUCGGAAAACGGGAUUUGGUGUACCCAAUAUAAUAGUCAGUGAAUAUAAGGUUUUGUUUUCCGGUGAAGCUUUUGUCUUACACAGUUUUUAAUAUUUCUGAAAAGCCAUCUUUAGAAAAUUCCUCCAAGUAGAUCCGAAUGAAUAAAUCCUUACACUAUAAUUGCUAGUUCGAGCGAGUUUUUCAAGAUAAUUAUUAUUACCAUUCUUUGUACUACCAUUCUUUUGUACUACCAUUCUUUUUCGAGAUGAAAUGGAAUUUAUUACGCCUUUUGACUAAUUUAUGUUCCGAGCUGUAAUGUCCUUUUUAUUGAGUUUAAUAAUGUUUCAUUAAAUGAUGUUAUUUACCUUGAUUUACCAUUUUCAUUCAACUCUUAAAGUUGAGAUAAAUUGAUAUGUUUGGUUUGUUUACAUUAUUUAAUGUCAAUUUCACAUUUUUUUAGGCUAAGUUACUAUUAUGUUGGUGCUUUUUGUAAGCCGUAUUUUUUAUAUUGCAUUAAAACACUAGCGCAGUUAUAAAGCUCCUCUGUAUUGAAGUUGUUUACCAGGUAAACACAAGUUAAGUUGAUGUACUCUAUACCAAGGAACGUAUUAUCCCUCAUACACUGGAUCCGCCAUCACUGUUCCGGCAGUCACUAACCAGGCGUCAACCAUACCACCGGUCACAUGUAACCAGGCGUCAACCAUACCACCGGUCACAUCGUCGGCAAAACAAUCUCCGACGGCAGCUUCAUCGAAAGGUCUAGUCACCAAAACCUCAACACAACGAACAACUCGUUCUAGUCCAAGGUCUAGCACUACAAGGUCUAGUACAGCACGUUCUAGGACUACAAGCUAUACUGUGAGUGCGUCGGUACAGCAGGGUUCAAACACACAGGCCAGCUGCCAAAACCUACAGACUUCAUCCACCAACUCAGGACUUACCGCCGGUGUGGCGGUGGCGACGUUCUGUAUAGGCGUACUACUGGGCGUUCUAGGCUUGUAUCUGUUCACACGCCGCAGAUAUGGUGGACAAGAAGCACGGCAAAUACUGGAAAAUAUCGAAAUGGACCGAUAGCGAAUGGAGGAAGCACCGUGUGACUCUUCGUUAGAAAAUGAGCAAUCUAUAGGUGUCUAGCCGGCAUUACGAAAUGUCCUCAUCAGGUCAAUUGAUUUGUUCAGAAGCAAAAUAUUAUACGCAGUAUACUGUUACCUCAUACACAUUUGUAACGUUGAUUGUGAUGGUUGUGUUUCGAUUAUUUGAUAUAAUGCACAGUGUAUAUAAUUGUUAUCAGUUCCAUUAAAUGUUUGUUUAUGGGGCCUGUUUUCGUGUGAGUAAACAAUAAAUCCGUUUAUAAUUUGAAACAGUGUAUAACAUGUACAUCGCAUAAACGUGCAAUACAGUCCUAUUGACACAAGUUACCCAAACAUGGCAUACUCUAAGGUCAUACACCGUCAUAGCACACAUAUUACACAAAUACAGAGAGUUCUUGUCAAAGGAUUGUUUUUGGUAUAAAUAUUAAGCUUAUGAGUGCAUACCUGCGCAACUUUCAUCUGGGUUAACAAUGUUAUAAACAAGAGCGCCCCUUUCUUUCCAGUUGUGUCACCUGUUGGUUCAAUGUAAAGUAUUUGAUACAAAAGCAAAUAUAAAGCAAUUUCAACCUACAUCAGGAUUGACAUGUGUUAUCUCGUAAAUGAGGUAUAUUUUUCGCGACAAAUAUAUGCAUACCGCUAUCUAUUGUUUUAUGUCUGACUGCCAUGUAUUUUCCACAUCAAACCCCUUGGCAAACAACCACGACAACUGCGAAACAUGAAACAAUUGAAUAACAUAAAUAUAUGUUUUGUAAUUUUUAUUGUAAUAAAUUAUUUGGAUGUAUUAU
Messenger RNA from Dreissena polymorpha, 2858 nucleotides. RefSeq lists its product as uncharacterized. The record is from RefSeq and is a predicted model, not a curated record. Bases 1 to 720 code for a protein of 239 amino acids. The transcript has 9 exons. Lineage: Eukaryota; Metazoa; Mollusca; Bivalvia; Myida; Dreissenidae.